Caenorhabditis elegans is the source of this 2680-nucleotide messenger RNA. It is a transcript of the gene ptr-11, whose product is annotated as SSD domain-containing protein. The record is from RefSeq and is marked reviewed. The transcript is spliced from 14 exons. The coding region runs from base 4 to 2466 and encodes 820 amino acids. Gene Ontology annotation, cellular component: membrane. NCBI's taxonomy places the organism in Eukaryota, Metazoa, Nematoda, Chromadorea, Rhabditida, Rhabditidae.
CACAUGGGAUGGGAUGUGAUUAGUGCCGUCGUGGCACGGCUGUUAGCCGCCUAUCCGGUUUAUUCGAUACUUUUGAGCAUCUUAUCCAUCCUAGUUCUCAGUUCAGGACUUGUGCACAUUCGUUUAGAGCCAGAUAUUCGCAAAGCCUUUUCACCGGAUGAUUCAGAUGCUGGAUAUGAAACCCGUGUCUGGCUGGAAUACUACGGACUCGACAUCUAUCCGGAACGAGCAUUCUGUAUUUUUACCGCCAAGCGCGAAAAUUCCAGUAUUCUCCAGGAAGGCGCACUGGCAGACAUUUAUACUGUGGACAAUCGACUAUCGGCGGCAGUUGGCUACCAAGAUGGGGAUGGACGAAAAAAUUGCGAUCCACUCUGCGACUUGAACAGCCCCUUUCACUUGUUAGCGAAUUUGACGCGGAGAAACAAUGGUACCACAAGUGUAUUCACCUAUCCGGAUAUGCCAUAUAGCGGACUGGAUAUUUUCCUGGGACUUCACUUGAGUAAUGCGGAUUUUGAACCACCGACCGAGAGGAUCAGCUCCAAAUCCUUGGUGCUGUGGUAUUUUUCGAGGUCUGAUACUCCAGAAGGAAAAUUGGCGUUUAAGGACGCAAUCGACGAGCUCUUCCAACUUUCCAAAAACUCCUCUGCCUUCGAGCACGUUCAGUUCACCAUCUUCAGUGACCAAGUAGCAAAUCGUGAAAUGAUUCGAGGAGCCAUUGAAGCUACCACUCUAAUGACAAUCGGAUUCUUCCUACUUCUGACUCAGGUCAUCAUUGUCAUUGUCCGCCUGUCAUCUGUCAAAAUGGCAUUCUAUCUGGUUGCCACAUCAUUGCUCACUCCGAUGGCUGCAACUGUCGCCUCGUUUGGAGCAAUUUGUUGGAUGGGCUUCCCGUCGUUCUCUAUUCAAUGUGUUACGCCGUUUUUGGUACUUGGAAUUGGAGUUGAUGAUGCUUUUAUUCUACUUCACAGAUGGAAACAUCAUAUUGCAAUUACUGACACACCUCGCCGUUUGGAACAAGUGAUUGUCGAUGUUGGACCAUCGAUUACAAUCACCUCACUUACCAAUAUUAUUGCUUUUGGAAUCGGAUUCUUGACGCCAACGCCUCAGAUGUCCUUGUUCUGCCUAACUGCCUCGCUCGCCUUGCUCCUCGACUACAUCUUCACCUAUACGAUCCUAGCUCCAAUUGUAUUCCUCUGCAACGACCCAGAUUACAAAUCCAUCGCCAAUGAGACGGAGCCAAAAAUUUCCCGAGCCGACACGUGGCUCUCCAAGUACUCGAGCUUCGUGUGCUCCGUGAAGGGGCGUGUAGCGUGCAUUAUGGUGCUCCUUGGGAUGUAUGCGUUGACAACUUAUGGAGUAGUCACCAUGAAAACGACCUUUGAACCUGCAAAGGCAUUCCCAUCAAAUUCGAAGCUGGUGGAUUCGUUGUCGAAUAUUAAGCCAGUCUUCAACCGUUACUUUCCUAUUACAGUAAUAGUGAACAACCCUCCAAAUAUCGAGAUCAAAGCAGAGUACGACUCUUUCAACAAUAUGAUGGAUCGGCUCGAGCACGUGCCAGGUAUUCGUGGAGACAAUCGAAGUCUGAUUUUUCUUCCGCAAUAUGUGAAUUUUGAUAAGACGAUGAAUAUUUUAUCCACUCUGGUUGGAGAAAAAUACCGCCCAUCUUAUGAUAAUCUUCCGACGUGGAUGGAUGCGAUCGGGAACCCUCCACUUGUAAAAUAUCACAUGGGAGAUGAUAAUAAAACAAUUGUCACAGCGUUCCGUCUGACACUUCUCGGUAAAGGAAUGUCUGAAUGGGCAGAAAGAGCACGUGCAAUGCAACAUAUCCGAACAAUUCUUCAUGAAGAAAGUCAAUUCAACGCUACACUCUUUGACUGUGACUCUGCAAUUCUCAGUAUCAUCCUGACUGUUGGCACUGACUUAAUUGGAUCGAUUGCGGUUACGGUAGUCUGUAUGGCAAUCGUUUGUUUUGUGUUUAUUGCAAAUUUUAAUGCAGUUGCUGUGAUUACAUCUGUUAUUGCAAGUAUCUGUUAUGUUCUCGUCGGUGGUCUCUCCCUUUGGGGUGCCGACCUGGACCCGGUAAUCCAAGUGGACGUCCUUCUCGCCACGGGAUUCUCGGUCGACUACACCGCUCACGUGGCCUACAACUUUUUUCGUGCACGUGGCACUCCACAAGAACGUGUCUACAGUAGUCUGGCAGAAAUGGCAAUGCCAAUGUGUGAAGCCGGACUGUCGACAUUCCUAUGCAUGCUUCCGUUGAUUUUUGUGCCAACUUAUGCAAUCGUGUGCUUUGCUAAGACCGUUUUUUUGGUCGUUGCUAUUGGUCUCCUCCACGGUCUCUUCAUUCUGCCCGUCAUUCUGGCGCUCUUCUCGAAAGACUCAAUCAACGAGAAGGACAAUAUUCCGGCGGCAAUCACAUUCUCAGCGGCUGAACCACUCGUCGACAAAGAUCUUAACGCCGUCUAAACCUUUGCAAUCGCGCCCCCCCGCUCUUUUUCUAAAAAAUUUGAAUUUCCUUUAUGAGACGUGUAGAAGAAAACUUAUAUACUUUUUGUUUUGCCUAGUCGUUUUUCCUGUUUUUCCCCACCUGUACAAAUAAUGUUAACGCGUUCUGUUGAUACAUAGUUUGUUCAAUAGAGCGCAAUUGCACCCAUCCACAUAUCAUAAAUGUUUAACUUGU